This is a messenger RNA of Prosopis cineraria, 1359 nucleotides long. RefSeq names its product threonine dehydratase biosynthetic, chloroplastic-like. The record is from RefSeq and is a predicted model, not a curated record. NCBI's taxonomy places the organism in Eukaryota, Viridiplantae, Streptophyta, Magnoliopsida, Fabales, Fabaceae. Gene Ontology annotation, molecular function: pyridoxal phosphate binding; threonine deaminase activity. Gene Ontology annotation, biological process: L-threonine catabolic process. The transcript is spliced from 6 exons. Bases 1 to 1359 code for a protein of 452 amino acids.
AUGGAGGCAUUGUCAUUCUCUCUCGCCCGAAGGCCUCUUCUUUAUCAUCAUGAUCGUUUCCACAACUUAGCCCUCCAAUCCUUUCUUGGCAACUCCAAAAGAAAGGAACAUAUAACCAAAACACGAUUUCCUGGCAAGCCCUUCAUCAUCAUUAAUGCCAAUUUGUCCAAACCAGCUGCUACAAAGCAGGUAGCCUCCAUAGCCUAUUCAUCAUCUUCUUCGGCCAUAACCUCACCACCAGAAGAUCCAAUAUUAGCUUUGCCUACUACUUUCCAUCCUCCUCCUCAUCUCCUCAAGGUCUCUUCUAAUUCCCUACAAUGGCCACCAGGUUACCUUGGGGUAGCACCAGACCUCCAUGACAAUGAUGGUGAUGAUAGCAUAAAUAUCAACGCCAUGGAUUACUUGUCUAGUAUACUUUCUUCUAAGGUCUAUGAUGUCGCUAUUGAAUCGGCAUUGCAAUUGGCACCAAAGCUGUCAGAAAGAUUAGGAGUCAAUAUUUGGCUCAAAAGAGAGGAUUUACAGCCGACUUUCUCAUUCAAGCUUCGUGGAGCUUAUAAUAUGAUGGCAAAACUUGGCAAGGAAGAACUGGAAAAAGGGAUAAUUUGUUCAUCAGCUGGAAACCAUGCUCAAGGUGUUGCAUUAUCUGCCAAGAGAUUGAACUGCAGUAAUGCUGUGAUUGCUAUGCCUAUAACCACUCCUGAAAUCAAGUGGCGAUCUGUUGAGAAGCUGGGUGCCACAGUUGUUUUGGUUGGGGAGUCUUAUGAUGAAGCACAAUCAUAUGCCAAGAAACGAGCCAAAGAAGAGAGUCUAACAUUCAUACCCCCUUUUGAUCAUCCUGAUAUCAUAAGUGGUCAGGGAACCAUCGGUUUGGAAAUUUUGCGCCAAAUACAAAGUCCACUGCAUGCAAUUUUUGUGCCAGUCGGAGGUGGUGGUCUCAUAGCCGGUAUUGCUGCUUGUGUCAAGCCGGUUUUUCCACAGUUAAAGAUUAUUGGAGUGGAGCCAAACGAUGCAAAUGCGAUGGCAUUGUCACUACACCAUGGCCAGAGAGUGGCGUUGGAGAAGGUAGGAGGAUUUGCAGAUGGUGUGGCUGUUAAACAAGUUGGUGAAGAAAAUUUUCGCUUAUGCAAGGAAUUAAUAGAUGGCAUAGUUCUUGUCAGCCAUGAUUCAAUUUGUGCCUCAAUAAAGGCCAUGUUUGAGGAGAAAAGGAGCAUAUUGGAGCCAGCAGGUGCUCUUGCUCUUGCUGGGGCUGAGGCAUAUUGCAGUUAUUAUGGUCUCAAGGAGGAACAUGUGGUGGCAAUAACCAGUGGGGCAAAUAUUAAUUUUGACAAAUUAAGGGGCGUCAUUGAACUUUCUAAUUAA